ACACCCUACUGCAAUCCUGGGAGCCGUUGCUGAGACAUAUCAUUUUUUCCGGAAGUCAAAAUGAUUUAGUCAAAUCAAACAAAUACGGAGGCCAUCGAUACAGUAGAUAAAAGGAGAAAGAAUCGGCAACAAUGGCAUCGACAGAGCAACAAGAAGAUCCAAUAUCAGCUAGCUCCAUGGCUGCCUCACGUCUCAAACCUCUCGGCUCAACCACAGCCAAACGUUCCAAAAAGGCGACCCUCCUUGAAGAAGAAAGCCAUUUUUUGAAAGGGAUAAACGUGGACACCUGUCAAGACAUUCUAUCUGUCCCUUCGCCGCCUUCUCCUUCUUUGAGUAUCAGCGCGAGACAACGUCGUCGUCGAUCUUCUUCUGCGUUCAUGCUGGCCAAGAACAGAAGUUCGCCCCUCAAUGAUCUCUCAAACAGCCAUACGCAUUCUCCACAGCGCAAAGUAAACGGGGACAAACAGAAUUCGAGCAAAAGCAAGAAGAGACGGUCCUUAUGCCAUGUUCCCUUGCAUCGAGUCACAACCUCCACUAGUACUUCUUCGGCAUCCUCGAAGUUUCCACCACUUCCACCAAAGCAAGCUUCGCACCGACCCCAAAUUGAUUUGGGCGAGAACCACGAUAAUGUUGGUCAAUCUUCUGGCCAACGAAAGAAGCAGAAAAAGUCCAACAAGCGUCGGCGACAAAGCAUCCUCUUGCCUAGCGAAGUUGGCAUGGCAGAGUUCCAAAAAUCGACGCCAAAUGGCUCCAAGGAGGCAGAAAGAAAUUGUGGCAACGAAACUGACACCCAAGCAACCACUUUGGCCUUGGCGACCAGUAAAUUUUCUGAGCUGCAACGAAAGAUACGAGCAUACUGUUCGCUACCCAAUGAAUCCAAGUCGCGACUGGAAAAUGCCAAAGGUAUCUUGGAAGAGACAGGGUAUCCUUUGUUGUCGCAUCCGCUGUCAGAAGACGGCCGUGCCAGUCGGAAAGACCUCUUGUUGAAGGUCGGGCCAUGUCUCGAGGAAACCGAGGAGAGGAAACACCAACGCUCGAGAAAUGCAGAAGUGUCGACGUCCUGCUUCGUGCAGAAAGUCAAUGGAAAAUUCCAAUACACAGACAAGGAUGGAAAGAAGGUCUCGGCUGACGAGUACAAAGUUUUGUACCUACGCAUCAUUCGGAACGAAAAGAAAGCCAAACACCAGGAGUUUUCAAAACUACGAGAAAAGUUGGCGUCCACGAGCCAAAUAGCACCUCUGGACAAAACAAUGCAAUCGAAGCACCAAGCGACAAAGACUGCCAGAAAGGAACCUCCCGUGUUAGAAACCGUAGAAAAAGACAGAAGGCAACUCGCCCACGGCGGCGACGAUAUCGAGGAGGGGAACCUGAGCACUGCAAGCCCGAAAAUAAUUGAAGAAACGAAAGUAGAGCAAGUCACUCAAGCAAUGGGACAGCGCAACAACUUGAAAGAAACUAACGAAAGUGACGACAAGCGGCUCUCAAACACUGAAUGCCAUGAAGCCACUGCAUCCGUUGUGGCUAUCUCUGAUUCAGCCCCCCGAGACACAAUGAAUUUGGCAAUGAUGCCCACGGAAGAAUCUGCGGAUCCUGAGAUUGCUCAAGCGGAACGGAGGCUCUGGGAUGCGAUCGAUGAGGCGCUUCAGACGUAUUCAGAACAAGUUUUGGAUAUCAAAGCAAGGAGACGAGCAGCGAAAACCGUCACAACGGAACUCGCAUAGUAUUGGGUACCGGUGCAGAGUUGCAAAACCGAAACGAAAACUUCCGUCUCUUGCCCUUUUUCUUAUUUCGAAGGACGGCCCAGCAAAUGGGCUGGGCAAGGUCUCUCUCGAGAUAUGGCCACAUGUAAAACAACUAUUUAGUCGCCUUCUUUUUGAUCUCCUAGUGUAACCGCUUUCAUUGUCCGCACACAGGUUGGAAUGUCCUUGAGGCUCAGGCAUCCCGAAAGCUCCAAUCUUUCCAGGCUAGGCAAAUUUGCAAGUGUCUCAGGGACCACCUUCAAGCUCUUGCAUGCCGAAAGGUCAAGAAUGCGAAGAUGAGGCAAAGAUCCUAGUGACUGAGGGAUUUGUUCUAGCUUCUUGCAUGCUCUCAAGUCCAAAAGAGCCAAGCUCUUCAAUUUAUCGAUGUCGUCGGGGAGCCAGGUUAUACCUUUGCACUUGGUCAGAACAAGGUCCUCGAGAUCAGCCCACUUUUCCAGGUUUGGAGGAAGCGAUGUCAGAGAAACACACUUGGAAAGAGACACCUCCACUAAGUUGCACUCCACUAUCGAUUCCGGAAGUGCCUGGACGCAUUUGUUCUCCCUCAUGUUAAGUCGCUUCAGACGUUUUAGCUUUCCAAUCUGCUCCGGGAGACGCUUCAGAGCCUUGCACUUGUCCAGGUUGAGUUCUUCCAAGUUUGAUAGUUGACACAGCGAAUCAGGAAGUGCUUCCAACACUUUGUUACCAGUCCCAAAAUGCCCCCCAAGGCACAGGCGCUUUAGACUGGGCGGAUGGGU
Messenger RNA from Seminavis robusta, 2494 nucleotides. Lineage: Eukaryota; Bacillariophyta; Bacillariophyceae; Naviculales; Naviculaceae. The record is from the annotation of a GenBank genome assembly.